Acipenser ruthenus (sterlet) is the source of this 1730-nucleotide messenger RNA. Its product is annotated as protein NDNF-like. Gene Ontology annotation, biological process: extracellular matrix organization. Gene Ontology annotation, molecular function: protein binding. The record is from RefSeq and is a predicted model, not a curated record. Bases 1 to 1506 code for a protein of 501 amino acids. The transcript is spliced from 3 exons. Lineage: Eukaryota; Metazoa; Chordata; Actinopteri; Acipenseriformes; Acipenseridae.
AUGGCAGUCCAUGGCACGUGGUACUUUGCAGCAGAGGAAGCCCACUCUCCAUACUCCAUCACAGUGACUCCAUGCGACGUUCCCAUCGAAUGGAGGUUAUCAGCCAAGACACUCCUGGCAAAGCCUGUCAGUACACUGCACUUGGAAUCUAAAAAGAGCAAGCCUGAACAGUACUGGAGGACUUCAGAGGCUGUGAUGGAUCUCUUCAUCUACAGAGGGAACUCAGCGGAGAUGUUCACAAGCCGUUCCUCCAGCAAGACCCUGUACGCUAUAAUGCUUCUGUCGACAGAGAGGGACACACAGGUCACGAUGUACCUGACGACUCGCGACAUGCCCCGGGGACUCAUCCCUGAGCUGCCCUCAGACCCCCGGGUGGACACGGUCGGAGUGGGGAUGACCAGCGUGACCCUCUCCUGGAAGCCCAGUCCUUCAGUCCUGCAGCAACAUCAGCAGCAGGACUUCCAUUACUGCCUCCUGGUCAACCGCUGGCAUAACUACAAGAGCUUGUGUGCAGCCGAAACCGCUAUGAAGAAGAAGGAGGAGGAGAAGCCAUCUUCCAUGGGAUCGUGGUGGUGGCAUGGUUCUUCUGAAAUAUCCACCAGUCUCCACCCUGGUCAGCAUACAGCACUGAAGUCUUCUGGUGAUAAAAGCUCAGGUGUAACCGGGGUCUGCACUGGCACAGAGAACACCUACACGUUUUCAGAUCUCCUCCCAGAGACCCAAUACUACUUUGAUGCCUUUGUGGUCAACAGACUGAACCAAACCAGCAGCACAUACACUGGGACCUUCGCCCACACUCUCCCAGAGCCUCAGCCAGAGGUGGUUCAGCUGAUAGAUGGGGAGAUAACACGGGUGGACCUUGAGGGAAGGAGGCCCCAGCAGCAAUACAGCUUUAGACCCAAGAGCUGGCAACGGAGCGCACUGUUCACCUUCCAAACUUGCACGAGGGGGCAGGUACGGGUCAAGAUCACCAGCAAGGGGCGAACGCUGGCCUCUCAGGUGGUGGAUGGGCUUGGGCGGAUCUUGCUGGAAGGAAUGCCGAAAUACGUUCUGCAGCUGGAGCCUGCGUCAAAGUCCGGGGCUUCUCUUAAAAUCCAAGCCUCCACUGCAUACCACAAGCCAGCCUUCCCUCUACUGCCAGACAGCCUGAAGCUCAAGUCCUUCAGCAAACUGAGAACGUGUGAUUCAGUCACGCUGGCCUGGCUGGGCACCCAGGAACGGAGCAAGUACUGUGUCUACAGGAAGAGGAUUGCUGAAACCCAACUGCAGCUGGUGAAGAAGAAGAGGGACGAUGACAGGUGCUCAGGGCCGGAGUCUAGGAGGAAAGCAGAGAAAGUGCUCUGCAAAUACUUCCAGGAGCUGAACCCUCUGCGAGCAGUAACCACAGCUACCAUCGCAGGGCUGGAGCCGGGCACGUCUUACCUGUUUGAUGUGUAUCUAAUCGGACAAUGGGGAUUCCCAGUCAAGUACCGCAGUAAAGUGGUGAGGACCAAGAAAGCGUGUUGACUUUCCUCGGCUAAUGUUAUGCAUUGACUUAAUGUAAAUAGUUAUUUCUUCUUUAGUGUAUGUUUUUGUAUUACUGUAUUUUUUGUAUAUUUUGUCUUUUGUAGAACACACACCCUAAAAUGUGUCUUUGUAUAGGAUGUUACGUUUAUUGCACGUCAUUUCGUUUAUUUAUUUUUUUCUACAAAAAUUGAGAUUUUGAACAUUGAAAUCAUGGACUUUCACAA